AUGAUAGUUAAUUUCGACAAGCUUUGUGAAGAAUUAGAAAAACAAGAACUAGAGGCUCCAAAUGGAGUAGCUACAACAACUACUUAUGCUCAGCUUCUUGCAAUCUAUUUGUAUCAAAAUGACUUAUGCAAUGCUAAAUUUUUAUGGAAGAGGAUACCUCAAAAUAUCACAUCUAGUAAUCCAGAAAUAGCAGCAAUUUGGGCAGUUGGGAGAAAAUUGUGGAAAAAAGACCUUCCUCGUGUAUUCCAAACUCUUGCAGCAUACCAUUGGGAAGAACCAGUAGCUACUAUAAUGAGAGCUCUUGAAGAAAAUGUGCGUGAAAGAGUAUUUAAUUUAAUAGGAAAGUCAUACAGUUCAAUAUCAAUAGAGACAGUGGUUUCUACAACUUGGCUAAGCAAAGAAGCAGUGUUACAAAUAUGUAGAGAUCGUAAAUGGGAGUUGAAUGAAGAUGGUGUCACUGUGAAUCCUACUCCUCCAGUCCAGCCAGCGCCAUUGCACACCUCUAGUGAAGAUCAACUUUUUAAGCUGACAGAUUUUGUGUCAUUCUUAGAAAACUAA
Molecule: messenger RNA, 558 nt
Organism: Pieris macdunnoughi
Lineage: Eukaryota; Metazoa; Arthropoda; Insecta; Lepidoptera; Pieridae
Source: the annotation of a GenBank genome assembly